AUGUACAGGCAGUUUGUUCUGUCAAUCCUGCUUGCAGGAAUCCUGUGUGCGGUGGGCGGCGACACCCGCAAGACCCGCCUCCAAGGCUCCAUCCCCUCCCCCUUCAAGGGGAACGGCAACACCUCUGACAAACGCACCCGUAAACAGGAAAUACUUGCCUCCAGCCAGGAAGCUCUCGUCGUCACAGAGAGGAAGUACCUGAAGAGUGACUGGUGCAAGACCCAGCCGCUGCGCCAGACGGUGAGCGAGGAGGGCUGCCUCAGUCGUACCGUCAUCAACAGGUUCUGCUACGGCCAGUGUAACUCCUUCUAUAUCCCACGACACGUUAAGAAGGAGCAGGAGUCUUUCCAGUCCUGCGCUUUCUGCCGGCCCCAGCGGUUCACCACGCUAACCAUAGAGCUGGACUGUCCCGACCUCCAGCCGCCCUUCAGGCACCGCAAGAUCCAGAGGGUCAAACAGUGCCGCUGUGUAUCGGUCUCCGUCGGUGACUCUGGGAAGCAGUGA
Coregonus sp. 'balchen' is the source of this 504-nucleotide messenger RNA. NCBI's taxonomy places the organism in Eukaryota, Metazoa, Chordata, Actinopteri, Salmoniformes, Salmonidae. The record is from the annotation of a GenBank genome assembly.